This is a messenger RNA of Ylistrum balloti, 2566 nucleotides long. RefSeq lists its product as uncharacterized. Bases 110 to 2566 code for a protein of 818 amino acids. Gene Ontology annotation, molecular function: calcium ion binding; enzyme regulator activity. NCBI's taxonomy places the organism in Eukaryota, Metazoa, Mollusca, Bivalvia, Pectinida, Pectinidae. The record is from RefSeq and is a predicted model, not a curated record. The transcript is spliced from 16 exons.
ACGGCUGAGUGAAUCUCCAACACACGACAGCCUCGUUUUCAUUUUGUGCACGGGACGUUACAAAGCCACUCGAAACCUUAACACGGACGAAAGGAACUCAUCAAACGAAAUGGAGCAAACGGAAGCUGACACCUUGGCUGACUACAAGGAAGCGUUUUCACUGUUCGACAAAGAUGGUGACGGAAAGAUCACUUCCGAUGAAUUACAGGUUGUGAUGAAAUCCCUCGGGAAAAAUCCGACCGCGAGUGACAUCCGGGACAUGAUCAAUGACGUCGAUGAGGACGCCAAUGGUACGAUAGAAUUCGAGGAGUUUGUACACAUGAUGAGAAGAAGUAACUCCAAGACUACCUAUCAGGAUUACGUGGAAGCAUUUAAAAUGUUUGACGAGGAUGGAAACGGUUUGAUCACCCUAACAGAACUCAAAAAUGUGAUGAAACGACUGGGCGAGGACCUGACGGACGAUGAACUGGACAUGAUGAUCAAGUCGGCCGACAUCGACGGCGACGGCCAGGUCAACAUUGACGAAUUUGUGAUGAUGAUGACGUUCAGCCUGUUCGACAAAGAUGGCGACGGUACCAUAACAACCAAAGAGCUGGGGACAGUGAUGAGGUCACUAGGUCAGAACCCGACAGAAGCCGAGUUACAAGACAUGAUUAACGAGGUGGACGCUGAUGGUAAUGGAGAGAUUGAUUUUCAGGAAUUCUUGACAAUGAUGGCAAGAAAAAUGACGAGCAUGGACUCACAGGAAGAACUGAAUGAGGCUUUCAAAGUAUUCGAUAGGGACGGAAAUGGACUGAUCAGUGCAGCAGAAUUACGUCACGUGAUGACAAAUCUCGGCGAGAAGUUGACAGACGAAGAAGUGGACGAGAUGAUCCGAGAGGCUGAUGUCGAUGGAGAUGGACACGUUAACUAUGAAGGUAAAUAUAACUUUAUGUUCCAAAUGCUGAUGGAUAAAUAUGAUAUGACGUUGGUGCAGAUAAAAGUUGAGUUCAUGACAUGUUUUUUAUCGGUACUUACAGAAAUGCGUGACGUUUUUAAGAUAUUUGACCAAGAUGGAGAUGGUGUUAUCACCGAGCAGGAACUAGGAAUAGUCCUAAACUCAUUAGGGGAGAGUCUGUCGGACAGUGACCUUCACGAUAUGAUGUUAGAGGUCGAUGAAGACGGAAAUGGAGAAAUAGAUUUCCCGGAGUUUCUUUCCAUGAUGUCACGGAGGAUGAAAGAUCGGGGAUCCAAGGAGGAUCUCCAAGAAGCAUUCCGGGUAUUUGAUCUGGACGGAGACGGCUUCAUCACAGCUGAUGAACUACGUCACGCCAUGACAAGCAUGGGUGAAAAGUUGACAGACGAAGAGGUCGAAGAGAUGAUAAUAGAUGCGGACGCUGACGGGGACGGCCGAAUAAACUACAUCGAAUGUAAGGCAGCCUUUGAAAUGUUUGAUAAGGAUGGCGACGGGACGGUGACUACAGAAGAGCUAGCAACUGUGAUGCAAUCGAUGGGUCAGAACCCUACGGAAAAUGAAGUGGCCGAGAUGAUUAGCGAGGUUGAUAAGGACGGUAAUGGUUCUGUUGAUUUCGAGGAAUUUAUAGGGCUGAUGGGAAAGUACAUGCAAGGAGUCGAUCCCGAAACGGAAUUACGGGAAUCUUUUAAAGUGUUUGACAAGGAUGGAAAUGGAUUCAUUAGUGCCGCGGAACUAAGACAUGUCAUGACAAAUCUGGGGGAAAAACUGACCGACGCAGAGGUCGACGAAAUGAUUAAAGAAGCUGAUUUAGAUGGAGAUGGUCAGAUCAAUUACGAUGAGUUCCGGGAGGCCUUCAGUCUGUUCGAUAAGGAUGGAGACGGAUCCAUUCCGACUGCUGAGUUGGGCACUGUACUCCGAGCUCUUGGUCAGAAUCCUUCGGCGUCCGAAUUGAAGCAAAUGAUAAACGAGGUGGACCAAGAUGGAGACGGAACAGUUGAUUUCCCAGAGUUCCUAGUGCUGCUUGUACGAAAGAUGAAGGAAGCAGGAGGCGAAACGGAAAUGAAAGAGGCCUUCCGAGUUUUCGAUAGAGACGGAAACGGAAUGGUGACAGCAGCCGAAAUCCGGAACGCCAUGUACAACAUAGGGGAGAAACUUACUGACGAGGAAAUAGUAGAAUAUAAGGAAGCGUUCGAAUUGUUUGACAAAGAUGGUGACGGUUCAAUUGAUUCGAAAGAGUUGGCGGCAAUGAUGUUAUCAAUGGGACAGACUCCGACGGACGCCGAAGUACGACAGUUCAUCGAACAGGUCGACUGUAAAGGAAACGGUUGUAUAGAUCUUCCCGAGUUUAUAACCUUAAUGAUGAAGGAGGGAAUUGACGCCUACUCUAAGAAACAACUAAUGGAGGCGUUCAGAGUGUUUGACAAGGACAUGAAAGGGUUCCUAACGGUCAACCAGGUUCGACAGGCACUAACAACAUUAGGAGAGGCCCUGACGUUUGACGAGGUUGAGGAAUUGAUACAUAGCGCAGAUAAAAAUCAGGACGGGAAUAUCAACUACAAAGGUUUGUUAUUCUAUGUACUUUUUUAUGCCGAAGAAAGUUUGAAAUUCUAG